UACACACCGGAAUGUCAUGGCUUCAUUUGCAUUUUAAUAAUAAUAUAAAAAAAAAAAAUAAUAAUAUCUAUUCACUGCACUUAUGUUGAAUGAGCAUUAUCAUCAAUUGUGACGUGUAUAUAAAGUGAUUUAAAAAUAUAAUAUUAUCAGUGAUAAAGCAUUGCUCUUUGAUAGUCAAAUACUAACCUAUAAUUCUCAUAAGUUUUUUUUUUUUUUUAAACAAUAAAUGACAAUAGUGUAUCAAUGAUAAAUCAACAAAGAAAAUAAUACACGUGAUAAAUUUUGCUCUUAUUAAAUAAUCAAAAUAAAUUAAUUGUUGUUGUGUUGUGUGUGUUUUUUGUUUGUUUGUUGGAUAAAUAUAAUAAUCAAAAGUCAAAUGAAAAAAAAAUAAACAACAAUUGUUUGUUUAUAAAACGUAAAACAAUAAUGAACAGAUCAAUAGUAAUUAAUUGUUGAUAUUAUAUUAUUUAUCAAUAAAUGUUUAUUGAUGUAUUUGGACAUUUGACAAUUGCUCCAUGUUGCAAUUUGGAGAAACGACAAGCCAAGCACGUCGCCGAAGGCGAUUAUUCGCUUGGCUGUCAUCUCCAAUAUUUCAAAGCAAUAUAACACAGUGGAGUCAAUUAUCAUCUAGUGACAUUAAAAUGCCAUAUAAACAUAAAGAAGAUUUAAAAAUUAUUUACAACAACAAGGCCAUAAAUACGUACUAGUUAUUUUUUAAAAAAAUGAUAGACUAAGAAUAUACAAAGAAAAAAAAAAAAAACAAACAAAGCCAUAAAACUGAAAAGAAAAAGUUUAAAAAAGUUGCUGUUAAAAAAAAAAGUGAUUAAUAAAAUAUAAAAUAAUAUGCAAGCAAAAAAACGUUAUUUAUUGUUAUUUGUAACAAUAGCAUUUUUGGGAUAUUGUUAUUUUGGUGGUUAUCGUUUAAAAAGUAAUAAUAAAAAAUUAAUAAAUGAUAAAAAAAAAAAUGAAUGUUGGGAAAAUUUACCAUCAUAUACAUCAAUAAUUGAUGAAUUUAAUGAUAAUAAAAUAAUAAAUAAAAAAAUAAUUAAUAGAGAAUUAAAAAAUCCAUUAAAAGAUUGUCGUAUGAAUACAUGUUUUGAUUAUGAAAAAUGUAAAAAUGGUUUUACAGUAUAUGUUUAUCCAGUUGAUGAUACAAUAAGUCCACUUUAUCAAAAAAUAUUAAAUGUCAUAACUGAAUCACGUUAUUAUACAUUAGAUCCAACAAAAGCAUGUUUAUUUGUGCUAUCAUUAGAUACACUUGAUCGUGAUCCAUUGUCAACUGAAUUUAUUCAUAAUUUACCAACAAAAUUAUCACGUUUAAAAUACUGGAAUAAUGGAAAAAAUCAUUUAAUAUUUAAUUUAUAUUCUGGUACAUGGCCAGAUUAUAAAGAAUCUUCAUUAUCAUUUAAUAUUGGUUAUGCAAUGUUAGCAAAAGCAAGUAUGUCAGAAUUUAAUUUACGUACAGAAUUUGAUGUAUCAAUACCAUUAUUUGGUAAACAACAUCCAGAAAGAGGUGGUGAAGCUGGACAAGCUAAUGAAAAUACAUUUCCAAAUGUUAAAAAAUAUUUAGCAGCAUUUAAAGGUAAAAGAUAUGUACAUGGUAUUGGAUCAGAAACAAGAAAUGCACUUUAUCAUUUACAUAAUGGUAAAGAUCUUGUAUUUGUAACAACAUGUAGACAUGGUAAAGCAUGGCGUGAAUUACAAGAUGAACAUUGUCAACAGGAUAAUCAAGAAUAUGAUAAUUAUGAUUAUGAUGUAUUAUUAUUAAAUUCAACAUUUUGUCUUGUACCAAGAGGAAGAAGACUUGGUAGUUUUAGAUUUUUAGAGGCACUUAGAGCUGGUUGUAUACCAGUUAUUCUUAGUAAUGGUUGGGCAUUACCAUUUAAUGAACGUAUUGAUUGGAAACAAGCUGUUAUUUAUGCUGAUGAAAGGCUGUUAUUUCAAAUACCUGAUAUUUUAAGAUCUGUAUCAAAUACAAAAAUUCUUAAAUUACGUCAACAAACACAAUUUCUUUGGGAAAGAUAUUUUUCAUCAAUUGAAAAAAUAAUAUUUACAACAUUUGAAAAUAUACGUGAAAGAUUACCAUGGGAAGGUUCACGUGAUAGAUUAGUUUGGAAUGGUUAUCCUGGUGCAUUAGCAAUAUUACCAAAAUUUUCUGAUACUGAAGAAGAAUAUCCAUUUACAGGAAGUGAUCCAGGUAAUACAUUUACAGCAAUUAUUUAUUCACAACUAGGAUCAACAGCUGUAUUGUAUCGUUUAUUAAAAAAUGUUGCUAAAAGUAAAUAUUUAGAUAAAAUAAUAUUAUUAUGGAAUUCUGAUUCACCUGUACCUAGACGACCACGCUGGCAGGGUAUUAAAAUGUCGAUAAAUAUUAUUGUUGCUACUGGUAUAUCACAAAGAUUUUAUCCACAUUCACAAAUUAAAACAAGUGCCAUAUUAUCAUUAGAUGAAGAUGUUACACUUAAUACAGAUGAAAUUGAUUUUGCAUUUGUUGUAUGGCAAUCAUUUCCAGAUAGAAUUGUUGGUUAUCCAGCAAGAUCACAUUAUUGGGAUGAUUCAAAGCGAUCAUGGGGUUACACAAGUAAAUGGAUAAAUGAUUAUAGUAUUGUAUUAACUGGUGCUGCAUUUUAUCAUCGUUAUUAUAAUACACUUUAUACUGAAUUAUUGAGUACAACUUUACAUAAAACUGUUGAACAAUCACAAAAUUGUGAAGAUAUACUUAUGAACUUUUUAGUAAGUCAUGUUACAAGACGACCACCAAUUAAAGUUACUCAACGUAAAAUUUACAAAGAUACAACAGCUGCAGGAACCAGAUCACCAUGGAAUGAUCCAGAUCAUUUCAUUCAACGACAAACAUGUAUGAAUACAUUUGUUGCUGUAUUUGGUUACAUGCCUUUACUGAGAUCAAACAUGAGGCUGGAUCCCGUGCUAUUCAAAGAUCCUGUCAGUAAUUUACGUAAAAAAUAUCGACAAAUUGAAUUAGUCAACAACUAGCUUUUUAUAAUCAACAGAAAUUAAUUUAAUUAAUUAAUAAACAACGUAAUUAUUUAUAUAAAUAUUUUUUUUUUUUUUUGUUUAGUAUAAAAUUAAUGAUAUUGAAUAACCACAUGAAUAUUUUUUUAUUUUAUUUAUGUGGAUUUAUUUAUCAUUGAUGAAAAAUAAAAAAAAAAAAAAAAAUACGACAAAUUAUUUCAAGAAAAAAUAAUUAUCUUGUCAAUUCCUAUUGUAAAUAAAAUACCUUCAUAUAUAACACAAUAUUAUAUAUAUAAAAAUAAAAAAUAAUUAUUUAACAAAUA
Aphidius gifuensis is the source of this 3296-nucleotide messenger RNA. It is a transcript of the gene ttv, whose product is annotated as exostosin-1. Gene Ontology annotation, cellular component: membrane. The coding region runs from base 844 to 2994 and encodes 716 amino acids. Gene Ontology annotation, molecular function: glycosyltransferase activity. The record is from RefSeq and is a predicted model, not a curated record. Lineage: Eukaryota; Metazoa; Arthropoda; Insecta; Hymenoptera; Braconidae. The transcript is spliced from 4 exons.